Ramularia collo-cygni is the source of this 1176-nucleotide messenger RNA. Its product is annotated as related to CDK9 kinase-activating protein cyclin T. The coding region runs from base 1 to 1176 and encodes 391 amino acids. Gene Ontology annotation, biological process: positive regulation of DNA-templated transcription, elongation; regulation of transcription by RNA polymerase II. Lineage: Eukaryota; Fungi; Ascomycota; Dothideomycetes; Mycosphaerellales; Mycosphaerellaceae. The transcript has a single exon. Gene Ontology annotation, cellular component: cyclin/CDK positive transcription elongation factor complex; nucleus. The record is from RefSeq and is a predicted model, not a curated record. Gene Ontology annotation, molecular function: cyclin-dependent protein serine/threonine kinase activator activity.
AUGCCUCCCUCGAACAUUCAGCAUUUGCCGGCCUCGCAUCCAGCAUCCCGCCAGCGUCCCAAAUCGCCAAAUCGCGUGCUUGCGGAAGCAGAGGCGCAAUGGAUCUUCACCGAGGAGGAGCUGGCCAACACGCCCUCCAUACAAGACGGCAUGUCGGUCGCCGAUGAGCGUCAAUUGCGUGCAAAGGGAAUCAACUUCAUCGUCCAAUGCGGCGUCAUGCUGAAGUUGCCACAACUCACCCUCAGCACGGCAGCCAUCUUCUUCCAGCGAUAUCUCAUGCGCUCCAGCUUGAAGAAGCCGCGGGGCGGCAUGUCCAAGCCCGUUCAUCACUAUUCAUCUGCAGCCACCUGCUUGUUCCUAGCCACAAAAGUCGAGGAGAGCUGUCGCAAGAUGAAGGAGAUGAUGCUGGUAUUCUGCCGUGUGGCGCAGAAGAACCCCAAUCUGGUCAUCGAUGAGCAGAGCAAGGACUUCUGGAGGUGGAGGGACUGGGUGCUGCAGGAGGAGGACUUCUUGUUGGAGACUCUUUGCUUCGAUCUGACGGUCGAAUCGCCGCAUCGACAACUAUACGACAUGCUGAAAUUUCACGGCCUGGAGCACGAUAAACGACUGCGGAACUCGGCCUGGGGCUUUGUGACGGACAGCAAUAAUACACAACUGUGUCUGCUCUUCAACAGCCGAACCAUUGCUGCUGCAAGCCUCUAUGCCGCUUGCAGGUAUUGCGAGGUCGAAAUACACGACGACAGCAAGGGACGUCCAUGGUGGGAAGCCUCACAUGUACGGCUCAAGGACAUGCGCCUUGCACUCGACUACAUCGUCACGCAGUAUGAUCCAACCGCACAAAAGAUCAACGGCACAUCAGUGAGCAGCAGCUCAGACGGCCAUGGAUCAAUCUAUGCUGGUCUCGGAACUCCCAUUGUGGAUGAAGGCAUGGGUAGUACCCGUGCACGCGAACGUGCGCCUGCGUCCGCUUCGCCUUUUCCUGCACCUGAGAGUGAACGACGGACGAGCAACACAAGCAGUAUUGGCAUAAAGCGCGAUCGAGAUGUAACAGCCACCGCUGCCGAUGGACAUGCUGCAAAAGAUUCGGCCGAGGAUGAACAGGAUGCUAAGCGUGUCCGACUGAGCGAUAAGCCCGACUCGGUCGCUGGCAGCGAAGAAGGCGAGGUUGAAGAAUGA